Molecule: messenger RNA, 1613 nt
Organism: Platichthys flesus (European flounder)
Lineage: Eukaryota; Metazoa; Chordata; Actinopteri; Pleuronectiformes; Pleuronectidae
Gene: ctsz
Product: cathepsin Z
Exons: 6
Coding region: 128-1039 (303 amino acids)
Cellular component (GO): lysosome
Molecular function (GO): cysteine-type endopeptidase activity
Source: RefSeq, a predicted model, not a curated record
UCAUAAGAAUUAGAAGCAGCGGCACUGUUCGGUGUAGUUGAAUCUGUCUCCUCCUGCGGCUGCUCCCCGCACCUCCCCGCAGUCUAACGCGGCCUCACUGACUCCUCCAGCCGCUUCCCGGGGACCGAUGGCCCGCAGAGCCUUCCUCGCUGUGCUGCUGUCCGCGCUGGUGUCCGCUGUGACCGCCGGAGUGUUUUACAGCCAGAAGCAGCCCUGCUACGUCCGCGCUCCAAGGAAUCAACACUUCGGACUCAAGACCUAUCCUCGACCUCAUGAGUAUUUAAACAUAUCCGAUCUGCCCAAGUCGUUGGACUGGAGGAAUAUCGGUGGCGUAAACUAUGUCAGCACCACCCGCAACCAGCACAUUCCCCAGUACUGUGGCUCCUGCUGGGCUCAUGGCAGCACCAGUGCCAUGGCAGAUCGCAUCAACAUUAAGCGGAAAGCAGCGUGGCCGUCGGCCUACCUCUCUGUCCAGAAUGUGAUCGACUGCGCUGGGGCCGGCAGUUGCCACGGAGGCGAUCACAACGGAGUCUGGCGGUACGCGAGCGAACACGGGAUCCCAGACGAGACCUGCAACAAUUACCAGGCUAAAGACCAGAAAUGUAAGCCCUUCAAUCAAUGUGGCACGUGCACCACAUUCAACGUGUGCAACAUAGUGAAGAACUACACUCUGUGGAAAGUGGGAGAUUAUGGAGAAGUCAGCGGGAGAGAGAAGAUGAUGGCAGAGAUCUCCACUGGAGGACCAAUCAGCUGUGGGAUUAUGGCGACAGAGAAGCUGGACGCAUACAGCGGAGGUAUCUACUCUGAAUACCAGGAGUCUCCUGGCAUCAACCACAUCGUGUCGGUGGCCGGAUGGGGAGUGGAGGACGGCGUUGAAUUUUGGGUUGUGCGCAACUCCUGGGGAGAGCCGUGGGGGGAGAAGGGCUGGCUCAGGAUCGUGACCAGUGCCUACAAGGGAGGAAGUGGCAGCUCCUACAACCUGGCGUUGGAGGAAGACUGCAUGUAUGGGGACCCAAUUGUCGCGAAAGGCGCCCUCUAAAGGAGACCUGUGGCCACGGUGUCUCCGGAAGUCUCACUGCACAUGCUCAUGUCUUCCUGUCUCAGGCAGAGGGGGGGAUUUUUUAUGUAGUAGCUUGAAAAGGGAAAUUCUAAUUUUUUUAUUUUUUUUAAGAUAUCUUGGGUCAGAUCUUUCAGCUGAAUAUUUAGACCUUCCUGAUUCAACGUAGGUUAGUUUUUUCUGAAACAUUCAGCCACUGAAGCUUUCUUUAACAGCUGUUUUGGAUGAUGAAUACAUUUUACAGUUUAAGUAAUUUAAAAUGAUGUACACAAAGCACGUUUUUCAAUGCAAUGCAAAGUGACUCAGCCAAAGAACAUGGCUGUUUCUUCCUGUACAGCUCCGACACUGAAUGGCUUCAGUGCCUGAUGUGAAUGUGUUGACUUGACAGAGGAUUUGUGCACAAAUCAUUUGAACACGUGCCUUACAUGCAGUCAGUGUAGAGAUAAAAUUGAUGUAAUUUUCUUUUCGCUUUCCUGCUGAACAAUCUACACAUCACAUGUUGAAAACAGCUCAUAUCUGUUAUCUCAAACUAUGCCAAUAAACACAAGUGACACUC